UCGGAGAGGAAUGCAUUUCAUCGAUCUCUCAUGUUUCUCCACGUGUACUAAUGAAAAACCGACCUUAAAAUUCACAGUUGGCUCUAUUAUCAGUAGUGUUGAUUCCACCACUUGAACAAAUAGUUGUUUGAUGUAACUUUUCACAAAAUUAGUAACUAUUAAUUUUAAAUAAUUACCGGUAUGAAGUGUUGAAGUAUAAGAAAAGAAUGUACAAUGAAGGUUCUAUUCAAUUUAAAUUACUUAUUAAUUAGUCUAUUUGUGAUAUGUUCUACAAUAUACUCAGAACGAGAUUUCUAUUCUAUACUCAAGGUACCUCGCAGUGCUUCAACCAAUCAGAUUAAAAAGGCAUAUCGAACUCUCGCCAAGCAAUUGCAUCCCGAUAAAAAUACCGAUGACCCGAAUGCCGCCGAAAAAUUUCAAGAUUUAGGCGCAGCCUACGAAAUUUUAUCAGAUCCGGAAAAACGAAAACGAUACGACGAAUGCGGCGAAGAAUGCGUCAAAAAGGAAGGAAUGAUGGGUUCGGCGGAUCCAUUCGCUAGCUUUUUCGGAGAUUUCUUCCACUUCAGUUCUGGCAACGAGAAUGGUGAUCAGAAAGAAAUACCUAAAGGUGGAUCCAUUCGAAUGGAUGUGUUCGUUACUUUGGAAGAAUUAUACAAUGGGAAUUUCAUCGAAAUUACCAGAAAUAAACCUGUCAUAAAAGAAGCUAAAGGUACACGAAAAUGCAACUGCCGUCAAGAAAUGGUUACCAAGCAAUUAGGUCCAGGUCGUUUCCAAAUGAUUCAACAAGCUGUUUGUGAUGAAUGUCCUAACGUUAGGUUUGUAAACGAAGAAAAAACUUUAGAAUUCGAAGUUGAACCUGGAAUGAAAGAUGGUCAAGAGACGAAAUUCGUUGCUGAAGGUGAACCUCACAUGGACGGUGAACCCGGUGACCUGAUCUUGAAAAUACGUGCCUUGCCACAUCAUAUAUUCGAAAGAAAAGGAGAUGAUUUGUACACCAAUAUAACGAUCUCUUUGCAAGAUGCUCUAGUCGGUUUUACUACAGAAAUCGAACAACUCGAUGGACGUAAAAUUGUGAUCGAAAGGGAAAAAGUGACGUGGCCUGGAGCGAAAAUCAAAAAGAAGGGAGAAGGAAUGCCUAAUUACGAAAACAAUAACGUUAAAGGAAAUUUGUAUAUUACUUUCGAUAUCGAUUUCCCUAAGACACAGUUCUCUGAAGAAGAUAAACAAAAUAUUGCAAAAAUUCUAAAUCAAAAAUCUACUUACAAAGUGUACAACGGGAUAUAUGGAGGCAAUUAAUAGCAAUAUUAAUUAUCGCUUCUUCUAGUGCCUAAUGUGUGUUUUUGUAGUCGUUUUGGGCUAGACUUAUGUAUCUACGCCUUUUGCACCAUCUUUUUGCAAUCAAUUCGUUACUUAUCCAAACGUUGUGGUGUGAAUUGAAUUACAAAUACUUACUGCCUAUUGUUGAAUAGGCCAAGUUUUCGUUUUGAUGAAAUUGUAUUUGAUUUUUUUUUUUUGAAUUUUGUACCUACUUUUUACCGUUAUGGUAAAAAAAGUUCGUUUGUUUUUGUUGGAAAGUUUGUGUUCUACUGAAGUUUUUUAAUAUCUUACUUAAUUAUCUGUUUGAUAAAAUCGUCGCGUUGAAAAACCGUUUUCGGUUUAAGGCAAUAGAACUUCGUUUUUUACUCUAAUUUAAAUACUUAUUUUUUAUUGAUACUUCAUGCGAUGCGCAAUUUAGUAAAAAAAUCCAAAGGACGUAAUAUUUCGUUGAUUGAUUGAAAAAUUUAGUUGUAUAAUUGUGCCUACAUUUGUGCAUUUAUUUAUGCCUAUCGUUAUGUGCGUGCCAGUGAAAUUGUUCAUUUAUUUAUUAUUAUCGAAUUUUACUGCAAAAUGAGAAACAAUAAAGCGUUUUCUGGAAUCUUA
Messenger RNA from Planococcus citri (citrus mealybug), 1920 nucleotides. It is a transcript of the gene shv, whose product is annotated as DnaJ homolog shv. Gene Ontology annotation, cellular component: endoplasmic reticulum. Gene Ontology annotation, molecular function: misfolded protein binding. The record is from RefSeq and is a predicted model, not a curated record. Gene Ontology annotation, biological process: protein maturation; protein folding. NCBI's taxonomy places the organism in Eukaryota, Metazoa, Arthropoda, Insecta, Hemiptera, Pseudococcidae. The coding region runs from base 214 to 1296 and encodes 360 amino acids. The transcript has 5 exons.